This is a messenger RNA of Kockovaella imperatae, 1374 nucleotides long. RefSeq lists its product as hypothetical. Lineage: Eukaryota; Fungi; Basidiomycota; Tremellomycetes; Tremellales; Cuniculitremaceae. The coding region runs from base 1 to 1374 and encodes 457 amino acids. The transcript has 4 exons. The record is from RefSeq and is a predicted model, not a curated record.
AUGACAGUCAGAUUGGAUACCGUCGCAGGGCCUGCUGUCACUUCACCUCCCCCGUUGGUCCUCUGUGCAGAUGGUGGAGGAUCCAAAGUCUGUGUGGUGAUCCGGUCGGCGGAUGGUGUCGAAGUUCGUGGCGUUGCCGGACCUUGCAACACACAAAGCGUGGGAUUCAUCCCAGCAUCUCAAGCAAUUCUCUUAGCGACUUACCGGGCUCUUGCUCGCUUGCCACCAACGCAUGUCCCUGCCAACCUCGCGAUCCCUCCUGCGUUGUUAGCCAACGCCAGUCCAGUCAAUGGACAUGCCUCCAAUGGAACGCAUGGAAAACCAGUUCCUCAUCUCCCUACCGUGUCUGUCCCAGCGACUCCACGAGCGUCUCGUCCACCUUCUCCUACUGCUUCGCGACCCUCUACACCAUUACCGCCUCUCAAUGUUCCUGUCUUCAGAUACGCUUGGCUCGCCCUCGCCGGUAUCUCAACAGCGUUUGACUCUGAAGCAUUCGUCCCUCACGUGUCAAACGUAUUGAACUUGGCUCCUGCUCAGAUCAAAGUGACCAAUGAUGUCAACCUUUUGGCUGCUCCGGCCCUUGAUAUGCCCAACAUCAAGCAUGUCGUCUGCGUCGUCUGUGGGACGGGCACAGUGGGAAGAACUAUACGUGUAGCGAGGGCAGUCACCUCGGGCCCGCGUCAAUUGCCUCUCGAGGAUGUCGCCGUGUCUCGCGGUUGGGGAUACAUGCUCUGUGACGAGGGCUCAGCAUUCUGGCUCGGCCGGCUGUGCAUCCGGCUCCUCAUGUUCCACGCCGAUCGUCAUUUAUCCACUGGAAUUUUCUCUGGACCUCCUCCGACCCUGUUGCCAUUGCACCGUGAUCUCUUGACGUACUUUGGCACUCAAGAUCCCAUGGAUCUCAUCGAGCUCGUCUCAUUGACAGGUCGAUGGGUCAGGGGCACUUCAGGGGACGUCGGAGAAAUCUCCGCUCAGCGGAAUGCCAAAGUGGCAGGCGCAGCUCGUGUCGUUUUGAGAUGGGCGUUCCCUGAGGAUUCGCAAGAGUCCCCUCCUAGUCCACCCAAUAGCUCGAGCUCGAAUGGUAUGGAGGGAGAUGAUCCAUUCACCCAGUCGACUCGUGAAGCGCUUCGAUUGGCAAAAAUGUCAAUCACACCAAUGAUCGACCUCACCACCGAAUUGCUGGGCGACGGAUCAAUUGUCCAACCUGGAGAGACUGCCCUGGCUCUGGGAGGAGGCCUCAUGAUGUCAAGAGGGUACAGGGGACUCCUUUUGGACGGUCUGAAGAAGCAGGGUAUCGAGUUCGGCCUCGUCCAGGUUAUUGACGACGCCGCAGGAGUUGGCGCGAUGGGAUUGUCCAAGGUAGAAUUUGGGGAUUAG